AUGCGAGUAGUGACCGGAACAGACACUGGCCUCUUAAAGGUGGUCGACGUUGUCAAAGGUGAAGUCAAUAUCACCAUCGGAGAGCAAAAGAAGGGUCGUGGAGUGAGAAAAAUUCAAUGGGCCAAUCCCAACAAUGAUUCCGAAGUGGCUGCCCUCUACGAUGAUGGAUCCAUCGAUUUUUAUUGGGUGAACACGGGUCAGAGACGAUUUUCUGUGCAAUCAUCCUUGAAAAACAUUCAAGGAUUUCAUUGUGAAACUAUUUCCAAUGAUACUCGAAAUAUCUAUGUGUGUGAUAAUGAAGGAAUGUUGAAUAUUUAUCAUUUUCCAAUUUCAAAAUAUAAUAUUGUUCAGCCUUCCGAUGAUUUCUUGGUGAGUCUUCGAGAGAGUGUUGGAUCCGACAAGAACAAACAUCAUGAUGGGAGUUCUCUCAGCGAUGAUGAUGAUGAAAAUAACCAAACGUCCAAAUCACAACAACAACUCAAUCCAAGUCUCGGCUACAAAGUAACAGAGGAUGUUCAAACUCACAAAAUUGUCAUUGAGCCACAAGUAACUGAAUUGAAAUUAACGGGAGGAGAUGUGAGCGUCAUGGUGGCUCAGAGAUUGGACUCGAAACGACUCGAAGUGGCCGUCGCUGGAAACAACAACUUGAUGAAAAUUUGGGACGUGGAAACACAAAAGUGUGUCUUUAAGGCAAAGAAUGUUCCUCAUGAUCAUCUCAAUCUGAAGCAACCAAUUUGGGACAGUGGUAUUUGUUAUUUGGGAAGUUGCCAUGGCAGUGAAGAUGAAAGAAAUCAGCAAUUAGGAGAACACUCGUUUGGUAAUUUGAUUUGUACACGAACAGCCUAUCAUCAGGUGAGAUACUUUGAUCGGAGAGCACAGGAACGUCCCAUUCAUCAAUACACCUUUGAAGAUCAUAACUUUACAGCCAUGACUCCCUCCUCGCAAAACAUUUGGGAAGUAGUUGUGGGUACAGCCAUUGGCAAAAUGUUUAAAUACAACUUUACAGAACGACGCAAUAAGAAGAUUCAUAUCUACCAGAAAGAUUGCAGGAAGUGUGAGGGAUAUUAA
Molecule: messenger RNA, 1068 nt
Organism: Naegleria fowleri
Lineage: Eukaryota; Heterolobosea; Eutetramitea; Acrasida; Naegleriidae
Exons: 1
Coding region: 1-1068 (355 amino acids)
Biological process (GO): ribosomal large subunit biogenesis
Cellular component (GO): preribosome, large subunit precursor; nucleolus
Molecular function (GO): protein binding
Source: RefSeq, a predicted model, not a curated record